This is a messenger RNA of Nerophis ophidion (straightnose pipefish), 6061 nucleotides long. RefSeq names its product patched domain containing 4 (gene ptchd4). The transcript has 3 exons. NCBI's taxonomy places the organism in Eukaryota, Metazoa, Chordata, Actinopteri, Syngnathiformes, Syngnathidae. The record is from RefSeq and is a predicted model, not a curated record. Bases 80 to 2803 code for a protein of 907 amino acids. Gene Ontology annotation, cellular component: membrane.
UGGUGCUGCAGUGUGUGACGUCACAGCGCCGCUAACCUCCUCCCGGCUGCGUGACGUCACAGCGCCGCCGAGGUGUGUGAUGUCACUGGCGCGCGCGCUGCUGAGGAUGCUGCGGCAAGUGAUCCACGGAGGUCUGAAGGCGUCCUUCUACUGGCUGGGCUUGUUCGUCAGCAGACACCCGGUCUUCUUCCUCACCGUGCCCGCCGUGCUCACCAUCAUCUUCGGAUCCACGCUGCUCAGCCGGUUCCGGCCGGAGACCGACCUGGAGCGGCUGGUGGCGCCCACCCACAGCCUGGCCAAGAUCGAGCGCAGCCUGGCCAACAGCCUCUUCCACGUCGACCAGUCCACGCACCGCCUCUACUCCGACCUGCACACGCCCGGCAGGUACGGCCGCCUCAUCCUGCAAGCCAGGUCCGGCGGCAACAUCCUGGAGCUGGCCGAGCAGGUGCUGCGCGUCCACCGGCGGGUGCUGGAGCUGCGGGCGUCCUACCGGGGCUUCAACUACACCUUCGCCCACCUCUGCGUGCUCGGCCCCGGCGGCAACAGCUGCCGCCUGGACGACAUCGUCUCCGUCCUGGAGGACAUCCGCCAGGCGGUGCUCGCCAACAGCUCCUUCAGCAAGGUGGUGGUCAGCUACCCCAACACCACCCUCAAGGAUGGCCGAGUGUCCUUCAUUGGCCACCAGCUGGGAGGCGUGUCCUUCUCCCCCAAUAGCCGGGAUCAGCAGGUCAAGUUUGCCCGGGCUGUCCAGAUUACCUACUACCUGCGCAACAACGGACCGGCGGUCCAGGAUGCCAUCGCAGAGGUCUGGGAAAAUGAGUUCUGCGCCCUGGUCAGUCGGCUGUCCACAGCCGGAGCUCCCCACGGACCCGACCAACUCCUGAUUCAGUCCCUCACGUCCUUCAGCCUAUGGCGGGACUUCCAUCAGACCGGCGUUCUGGCCAAAGGCGAGGUGUUGGUUAGUCUGGUGUUGGUCCUCCUGGCGGCCACCAUAUCCAGCUCCAUGCGGGACUGUUUGAGGGGGAAACCCUUCCUGGGCCUCCUGGGGGUUUUGACCAUCUGCAUCGCCAACGUGACCGCCGCAGGGAUCUUCUUCAUAUCGGAUGGGAAGUUCAACUCCACACUUCUGGGGAUUCCGUUCUUCGCAAUGGGCCACGGAACCAAGGGGGUGUUCGAGCUCCUGGCCGGCUGGAGGAGGACCAGGGAAAACCUGCCCUUCAAGGAGCGCGUGGCCGACGCCUUUGCCGACGUGAUGGUGUGCUACACCAUGACCAGCUCGCUCUACAUCAUCACCUUCGGCAUGGGAGCCAGCCCCUUCACCAACAUCGAGUCGGUCAAGAUCUUCUGCCAGAGCAUGUGCGUGGCCGUCUUGGUCAACUACUUCUACGUCUUCUCCUUCUACGGAUCCUGCCUGGUGUUCGCCGGACAGCUGGAGCAGAACCGCUACCACAGCGUUUUCUGCUGCAAAAUCCCCUCGGUGGAGUACCUGGACCGCCAGCCCACGUGGUUCAAAACCAUGAUGAGCGACGGCCACGACCUGUCCACGCACCACGACAGCGUUCCCUACCAGAACCACUUCAUCCAGCACUUCCUGCGCGAGCACUACACCGAGUGGAUCACCAACACCUACGUCAAGCCCUUCGUGGUCAUUCUCUACCUCAUCUACGCUUCCUUCUCAUUCAUGGGGUGUUUACAAAUCAGUGACGGCUCCAACAUCGUCAACCUUCUGGCCAGCAACUCCCCCAGCGUGUCCUACGCGCUGACUCAGCAAAAGUACUUCAGCAACUACAGCCCCGUGAUCGGCUUCUACAUCUACGAGCCCAUCGAGUACUGGAACGCCACGGUGCAGGAGCACCUGAAGAUGCUGAGCCACGGAUUCAACAAGAUCUCCUGGAUGGACAACUUCUUCCACUACCUGCGGGUGGUGAACGUGAGCGCCUCCACCAAGGGCGACUUCAUCAGCAUCCUCCGAGGCUCCUUCCUGCAGAGCCUGGAGUACCGGCACUUCACGGAGGACAUCAUCUUCUCCAGGAACCGCGACACCAGCGAGUACGACAUCAUCGCCUCGCGCAUGUACUUGGUGGCCCGUGUUACGGAGAAGAAGCGGGAGGAGGUGGUGGAGCUACUGGAGAAGCUCCGCCCGUUGAUGCUGAUCAACAGCAUCAAGUUCAUCGCCUUCAACCCGACCUUCGUGUUCAUGGACCGCUACAGUUCCUCCGUCAUCUCCCCCAUCCUCACCUCGGGGUUCAGUGUGCUCACCAUCCUCAUCCUCACCCUCUUCCUGGUCAUCAACCCCCUGGGGAACUUCUGGCUGAUCCUCACCGUCACCUCGGUGGAGCUGGGCGUCCUGGGUCUGAUGACUCUCUGGAACGUCGGCAUGGACAGCAUCUCAAUCCUGUGCCUUAUUUAUACCCUCAACUUCGCCAUGGAUCACUGUGCGCCGCAUCUGUACACCUUCGUGCUGGCCACCGAGCACACCAGGACUCAGUGCAUCAAGCUGGCUCUGGAGGAGCACGGGGCGGCUAUCUUGCAGAACACGUCCUGCUUCGUGAUCGGCAUCAUGCCUUUGGUCUUCGUGCCUUCCAACCUGACCUACACGCUGUUCAAGUGCUCGCUGCUGACGGCCGGCUGCACCGCCCUCCACUGCUUCGUCAUCCUGCCCGUCUUCCUCACCUUCUUCCCGCCGUCCAAGAAGAGACACAAGAAGAAGAAACGGGCCAAGCGGAAAGAGCGGGAGCGGGAACGCGAGGAGAUAGAGUGCAUCGAGGUCCGAGAGAACCCCGACCACGUGACUAACGUCUGAGUCGGCAUGUUUGCAGCCAAUCCUGGCGGGAUUACGCGGCGUAGCGGGGGGGGGGGGGGGACGACCGUACGGGUGCCGCCCAAGACGCCCGGUCGCGAGUGGAGUGCGGCCCAUUGGACGCCCAUUCGGUCUUGACAGUGUGCCUGGUUCUACUCCCGGGCUUACAAGAGACUCUAGGUUAGCGUACGCACGGUCUGAACAUACUACGACAAAUAUUAGUGUCUCCGGCAGCCCUUAAUGCCGCUAGCCGCAGGGUCAAAGCGGUCGGUGGGGCCAAGACCGGGUCGGGUCAAUGGAAGACAACUUAAUUCAUCCGUUGAUGCUGAUGAACAUCUGCUUGGAAAGCCGAAAAGACCAGCGUCGAUUUGCGGAUGCUAACUGGGGCGCUAGCAAGUGUUGCGAACAUUGGCCCCCGUUUGCUUAUUUCCGAUAACACCCGGCUCGGCGGUGGGUGUGGGCGGGACUGUUGGUGGUGAUCCGAUACCAAGUCCGUACGGAUCUUUGAUCCAAGAACCUUGAAUCGUUUUGUCACGUUGCCUAUUCGUUUGUUAGGAAUGACUGGAAUCACAAUAUAUCAUAAAAGAAAAACUCUAAAAACCAAUUUUUUUACCAUACUUUCCGGGCUACAAACUUUUGGAAGAAAUAAAUAUAUUUCCAUGUAUUAGCCGCAGAUACAUGCCGGUACAAAAUAUUUUGUAAAUGUUUAUUUACAUACCUUAAUGUCUGUGACAAGGCAGUAAAACGGCUGAUCAAACAAAACAUAAUUCAUGGUCAUGAACCCACUGGCUGCCCAAGCUCGCUUUCCAACCAGCUAAACAGACUCCAUAACUCCACGCUGACGUUUUAGGGAAUUUACGAAACUGAAACAGAACAAAAAGAAUGCCAUUGCGAGUUAAUGAUACUAACAUAAACGUGUUAGCAUGUUAGCUAAUGCUAACGACGCUAGCUUGACUACAUUAUGAUAGCACGUAUAAAUAUGCAUGAAAACACGUUGCUUGGCCUGAUGAAUGAAGAAUCCUUUCCAGCAGAAACACCGUAGACAACUUGUAGACAAAACGGGAUACAUACUUCCGGUUCAAGGCACGAAACAGGACAGCACCAGCAGUGAGCAAACUCAUCCAAAAGAUGGCGUCAUAGCAUGAACCAUAACACACCUUUUGGGUAACCAGACCGCGGCUCGAUUGGUACUGGGCCGCAGAAGAAUGUUUUAUCAAUCAUAUAUAUUUUGUUUUUGUUUUUUUAAAAUUAAAAUAACAUAAAAAACCCAAGAUACACUUUCAAUCAUUGCACCAACCCAAAAACCUCCCUUUUCCAUGACAAAAAAUUAUCAAGAGUUGACCGGUCCGCAGCUACAAAAAUGUUGGGGUCCACUGCCGUAGACAACUUGUACACAAAACGGGAUAUACUUCCGGUUCAAGGCACGAGACAGGACAGCACCAGCAGUGAGCAAACUCAUCCAAAAGAUGUUUUUUUGCUAAAAAACAAAGCAAUAUGGCUGUUAGCGUAGAAAAACCCAUCAAUUUGGCCGCAGGGUUCAAAGCGUUGGAUAACCAGACCGCGGCUCGAUUGGUACUGGGCCACAGAAGAAUGUUUUAUCAAUCAUAUAUAUUUUGUUUUUGUUUUUCUUAAUUAAAAUAACAUAAAAAACACAAGAUACACUUUCAAUCAUUGCACCAACCCAAAAACCUCCCUUUUCCAUGACAAAAAAUGAUCAAGAGUUGACCGGUCCGCAGCUACAAAAAGGAGGGGGACCACUGCCGUAGACAACUUGUAGACAAAACGGGAUAUACUUCCGGUUCAAGGCACGAGACAGGACAGCACCAGCAGUGAGCAAACUCAUCCAAAAGAUGUUUUUUUGCUAAAAAAAACAAAGCAAUAUGGCUGUUAGCGUAGAAAAACCCAUUAAUUUGGCCGCAGGGUUCAAAGCGUUGGAUAACCAGACCGCGGCUAGAUUGGUACUGGGCCGCAGAAGAAUGUUUUAUCAAUCAUAUAUAUUUAGUUUUUGUUUUUUUUAAUUAAAAUAACAUAAAAAACCCAAGAUACACUUUCAAUCAUUGCACCAACCCAAAAACCUCCCUUUUCCAUGACAAAAAAUUAUCAAGUGUUGACCGGUCCGCAGCUACAAAAAUGUUGGGGUCCACUGCCGUAGACAACUUGUAGACAAAACGGGAUAUACUUCCGGUUCAAGGCACGAGACAGGACAGCACCAGCAGUGAGCAAACUCAUCCAAAAGAUGGCAUCAUAGCAUGAACCAUAACACACCUUUUCAGUGUCUCUGUCGGUGAUGAAAGUUUUUUGCUAAAAACAAAGCAAUAUAGCCGUUAGCGUAGAAAAAAAACAUCAAUUUAGCCGCAGGGUUCAAAGCGUUGGAUAAAAAAGUAAAGGCUUAUAGCCUGAAAAUUACGGUCCCAAGCUAAGUAUUUUAAAGGGAAAUGAUUAUAUCCUGUCUGUGCUAUCAAGUAGUGAUUCACACAAAAUCAAAUUGUACCAAAUGUUUAUAGUUUGUUGUCAAAGACCAGAUCAGGCACAAAAAAAAAAUAGUCCCAUUCGUAGCAGACUAUCUCGUGGUCAUGUUGCCAUUGUUCCUGCCAACAAAGCAAGCAGGCCUGAUAGAAUAAACUCCAAUGUAAAACUUCACUUUUCAAACUAGCGUGAUGCUAAUUUACAUUGGAAUUUCCAUAUAUAUGCUACUGGUUAGCAUUGGCGACUUUACACCUCCAUGUUUUGUCAUCAAAAUGACAAGAUGCACGUUACAAUCAAUAAGUACAAUACUUACACUGUAAACACUUUGUAGGACUCGACAAAAGACACGCAUGGCAAGUUCAACGUAAUGGCAAAGACUACUUCCUGACUACACCACUAAACUAAGAUAAAUGCAUACUUGCAAAUUAGAAUGAUUUAAAACAACUAAUAAUUGUCAGCUAAAUGUUAAAUACAAAAUUACUUUUUAUUAUUAACAUAAAUAACAUUUAUUGCCACAUAAUUGUUGUGUCCUAGGACUUAGUCCCAGGUAGGACUCGGUUCUAGCCGCCCCUACUUUUAUUACUUGGACCUUUUUGAGCAGAAGGAAACAAAAAGUUCUCAAUUAGUCAACAGAAGUAAAAAUUACAUCCUAAAAUCCUCAAGUGUCCAAACUUGUGUUCUCUAACUCCGUUAACAAUAAUAAAUAUAACACUAAUAAAACUAACUCUGUUAACAAUAAUAAAUAUAACACUAAUAAAACUAACUCUGUUAACAAUAAUAAAUAUAACUAAUAAA